Molecule: messenger RNA, 2936 nt
Organism: Oldenlandia corymbosa var. corymbosa
Lineage: Eukaryota; Viridiplantae; Streptophyta; Magnoliopsida; Gentianales; Rubiaceae
Source: the annotation of a GenBank genome assembly
CUUUGGAAUAAGCACCAAAACUGUACGUUUCCAUUCUGCACCCAUGACUGGAUAACCAAAAAAAUUCAUCACGGCAGGAAUAACAGUAUUCUUCACGGUGGACCAAAUAAUGCUGAAAAAAAACCUGCCGACAUUCCAUCCGAUCCUGGGGCCUUCCAAGGCUGCAUUUGCCAUAGCGCUUGUCGCACUUCCUUCUCAGAAAAGGGUCGGAGCAGAUUGGCUUGUUGGACUGUAUCAAGUGUGGGAAGGCAGUAAAGAAAAUCUCCAAUAUUUGGGCAUUGUUGAAAGGCAUAAUUAGGUGGAUAGAGGUCUGGUAGGUAUAAAUCCAUUGAAAAUGUUGAGUAAGAUGUUGAUGGAUAACCGGUGGGCGAGCUUCCCAAAUUUUCGGCGAUGUUUGUAACUCAGUCACCCAGUUGCGCCCUUGACGAAGAGUUGCCCACUGAUGCAAGAAUAUUGUGUUUCGAUCCCCUAGGAAUAGCCAAUUAAUUAGGGGUUAAUUUCAUAAUAGUGGAAACUGACUUUUGGUCCCUAACAGUCUAUUAAUUACAUAAUAAAUCCCUAUUUUGUUGUAUAAUCAAAAUAGUUCCCGAAGAAAAUUUUUCCAAUGCCCCUGGCCCUCUUCCUUCUUCUUUCUUCUGUCUGUAAUUUUAUUUCACACAUGGCGUUAUGCCGCCGUUUUGCUAGAGUCUGUCGGUCCCUACAGGGCCACGCUCGCCACGCCGUUGCCGUCUCUUUCUCCGAUCAAACUCCGGCCGCAUCUAAAACCCCACCUUCCGUCCGAUAUUUACUCGCCGGCUAUUCAAAUUUCAAUUACGAAUACUGCAACAGCGGCAGCCAAUUUGACCGAAACCUCCAUUUCAGAACCCUUAAUUUAGCUCAAUCACUCCAUUAUUCAACUCUAGCGAAUUCAGGUUCCGGCCCGGGAAACGGAAACGAUGGAAAGAAGGAAGUCUCGUCGUCGGCAUCCUGGAUUGAUUUAUAUUUACCCAAGAAAGUGCAGCCGUACGCACGACUCGCCCGGCUGGAUAAACCAAUAGGGACUUGGUUGUUGGUUUGGCCUUGCGUGUGGUCUAUUACGAUGGCAGCAGCUCCGGGAACCCUUCCGGACGUGAAAACCAUGGCGCUUUUCGGUUCUGGUGCUUUGCUUUUACGUGGGGCAGGUUGUACUAUAAAUGAUCUUCUUGACAGGGAUAUUGAUACGAAGGUAGAGCGAACUAGGUUGAGGCCUGUGGCUAGUGGUGAUUUGACACCAUUUAAAGGGCUUUGUUUUCUUGGCUUGCAAUUGCUUCUGGGACUUGGGAUCCUAGUUCAACUGAACACGUUCAGCCAAAUUUUAGGAGCUUCAUCUUUAUUUUUGGUUUUCUCAUAUCCUUUAAUGAAGAGGCUGACAUUUUGGCCUCAAGCAUAUCUUGGUUUAACUUUUAACUGGGGAGCUUUGCUCGGUUGGGCUGCUAUCAAAGGAAGUCUUGAUCCUGCAGUUGUGGUUCCUCUUUAUUUGUCUGGUGUAUUUUGGACGCUUGUAUAUGACACUAUAUAUGCACAUCAGGAUAAAGAUGAUGACCUGAAAGUGGGCGUCAAAUCAACUGCUUUGAGAUUUGGAGAUUCAUCAAGAGAGUGGCUUUCUGGAUUUGGAUUGGCCUGCAUCAGUAGUCUUGCCCUCAGUGGGGUGAAUGCUGAACUGGGAGGGCCAUUUUAUGCAUCUUUGGUGGCUGCAUCUGGUCAAUUAGCUUGGCAAAUAUGGACUGUUGAUACAUCAUCUCGUGCUGAUUGCAAUAAGAAGUGGGUGUUCUUCUGAAUAUCUAAAAUUUCCUGGCAAAUUCAAUUCUCCGGAAUGUGUGCUAAUUAUGACUUGAUGUAGUUUUCAGGAUGGCAGCAUUGAUGUUACAUUUUAGUUCUAGUUUCAUAUGUUUGUCUUGUGUUUGCGCAUGUAAGGUACUCUCUUACUGAUUCUGUUCGUUGCAUGCUGCAUCUAGAUUCGUCUCCAAUAAAUGGUUUGGUGCUAUCAUCUUCAGCGGUAUCCUGUUUGGGCGACUUACCUCGUAGAGGUAUGUAGCAAGUAUGAUAUCUUUAUCCUCAUGAACAUGGGUCCUGGUUUGUCAUAUUCUUCUCUCUUGAUGACAACUAGAAUUACUUCAUUUAUUAUUGACAGGGAGCUUUUGGGACAUCAUUUUGCUUAAAGUGUCUAAGGAUUUAGUCGGGUAGAUUUCUACCAUGUUGAAGUAAAAACUGCUGAUCUGAGCUUCAGUAAGUUUGCGUGAACAAGGAUUGGAGGAAGGCUGGCAACGUAUGUAGGUGAAGCAGAAUUACAAGGUAUUGACAAUAUGAAGACUGUCAACUAAUACCCCAUGGUAACUUCACUGGAGAAGAUUUCAACAGCUUGAUACUUCAACAGAUACACCUGCAUCUUUUGACUUAUCUGCAAAGCAAUCGAAUGGCAACAAGGUAUCACUUUUGUUGGAAAAAUCUCAUUAAAGAUGUAGAAUGUUGUAUUUAUUUCUCAAGGCGGGGGAUAAAUGAUAGAUAUAUUGUGAAUCCUUAGGCGAAUUAAUCACAUUGCACACUCGCCCUUCACAUUUUUCUAAAAUUUGCUUGUAGAAGAAUUUGUACUUCUGUAGACAUCAAUGAGCCAAUGUGUUUUGACAGAAAAAUAUCAGAGUAUGAUUCAUAAAGCUGAUUCUACAUGAUAAGACACAUGUCAAUGUUGAUUAGAAAAUCAGGGAUGUAUGCUUAUUGUUCGAUAGAGAAUUAAUUAUUUUUGAAUAAGAGAAGAAUUUGUCUAACCUCUUUUGUAUGGGUGUAUUUGCUCCUUGUAUAAUUGUUGUAAAUUUAUAUAUAUAUGGGGAAAAUUUAGAGUCAUGGUGGCCAUUUUUAUGAAAUCGUUACCUUUGUUUUCAACCAAUCAAAGUUGAGGGUAUAAGAUGUAAUCAUGGGUGAAU